CUAGACUCUGCAAUCAACGAGGAGAUGGGCAUGAAACUGUUCGACAAUGAUGAUAACCCAACCGAUGAUAUAUCGAAGAUUGAAAUCAACGAGGAAUAUGCUCGCAGAUUCGAGCACAACAAGAAGCGCGAGGCUUUGCAGAGGUAUGAGGAGCUGAAGAGGGAAGGCCGCAUUGCAGAAUCAACUGAAUCCGAUGAGGAAUCAGAGUCUGAAUCAUCUUCUGAAGAAGAAGAAGAUGAUCUUAAUGGCGUGGUUGGCACCAAGAAGAAAGAUUUGGAAUUUUUCGAUGCUUUAAUCAAGGUGCGGAGCCAAGAUCCUAGAUUGAAGCAGAAAGACAUCAAGCUUUUUGGGUCUGAUGAUGAUGAUGACAGCAGUGAACAGGAAGGUGAGCAAAAGGAAAAGAAAGAGAAGAAAGCUGUAUAUUUGAAGGAUGUGGUGGCAAAGCAGCUGAUUGAGGAAGGGCCAGAUUUUGAGGAGGAUGAUUCUGAUUAUCAGCAGAAAAAGAAGAAAAAGAGUUAUAGUGAGGAGCAGGAAGAGAUAAAGAAGGCUUUCCUGGAUGCAGCACAAGAAGUUGAUGGUGAUGGUGAUGAUGAUGAAGAUGAUUUCUUACGAGUGAAGAAAAAGGAAAAUAUAGAUGAGGAAGGAAAAGAAGAGUUAGAUGAUGGAGAAUUUGCAAAGAAGUUGGAAGAGUAUUUUGGUAGGGAUACGGAAAUGGAUGAGAACCAAAUGUUCUUGAAGGAGUUUUUCAUGAAAAAGAUGUGGCAGCACAGGGAGAAGGGGGGUAAUGAUAUGGUGGGUGAUGAUGAGGUGGAUGAAUUGUUAAGGGACGAGGAGGAGAUUGAGAAGCAAGAGGGGUAUGAGUUGGAGUAUAAUUUCAGGCAUGAGGAGAAUGCUGGGGAUAGAAUAAUGGGGUACUCUAGGAAGAUUGAAGGGUCAGUGAGGAAGAAGGAGAAUGCAAGAAAGGAGCAGAGGAGGAGGAAGGAGGAGAGAAUGAUGAUUGCAGAGAUGGAAAGGAAGGAGGAACUGAAGCAUUUGAAGAAUUUGAAGAGGGAGGAGAUGAAGGAAAAAAUGAAAAAGGUCAAGGAAAUUGCAGGGAUUAAGGAAGAUGAUCAAUGCCUGUUUGGUAUGAAGGAUUUGGAGAAGGAGUUUGAUCCUGAUGAGUAUGAUAAGAUGAUGAAGGCUGUCUUCAAUGAGAAAUAUUAUGCUGCUGAGGAUGAGGAAUUUGGUAGUGAUGAGGAUGGCAUUGAGAAACCUGACUUCAAUAAAGAGGAUGAGCUGCUUGGACUGCCCAAAGGUUGGGAUGUGCUUGAGUCUGGUGAUGGAUUCUUAGCUGCAAGGGAAAGGAUUUUAAAGCAGAAAUCAGAGAGCAUUGGUGAUGGUGAUGCUGAAGUAGAAGAAGAUGAAGGACAACAAGGUCAAGAAAAAGAAGAAGAAAUAAGAGAAGGGGAUACUGAGGAAGGUAAGCGGAAGAGGAAGCGUAAAAUGUCCCUUGUACAGAGAGCUAAACAGGAAAUGCUGGAAGAAUUCUAUAAGUUGGAUUAUGAGGAUACAAUUGGGGACUUGAAAACAAGAUUCAAGUAUGCGAAGAUCAAACCAAAUAGAUUUGGAUUGAAGAUUGAAGAGAUACUUAUGAUGGAUGAAAAGGAAUUAAAUCAAUAUGUUUCCUUGAAGAAGCUUGCUCCCUAUAGGGAUAAGGAAUGGAAGGUACCAAAUGGUAAGAGGUACCAGUUUAAGCAGAUGACAGGAGGACUGAAAUCAGACAAUCAGAAGGUUGGUAAGAAGAGGAAAGGGGAUUCUGCUGAGAAACUAGUAUCUAGUUCAGGUGAGAAGGGAGAGGAGAAAGCACAAUUUGAGGGAUUGAAUGGUGAUAUGUCCCAGCAGUCUAAGAAAGCCAAGAAAAGGCGUCGUCAGGAACUUAAGUUAUCAGAUGGGAGGCUCAAGGCAUAUGGAAAGAUACCUUCUAAACCUAAGAAGAACAAGAUCAAAAGUGACAACUGAUGCAAUUCAGGCAACGGCAGUAGAGGAGGUAGUUCUUUAUGUGAGCUUGAAUCUUACUUCCUGUUGUUUGUUUCUUUUUGGUGCAUCUUAUCAAAGGUUCCUCUUUUGUUGCUGUUAUGGCAAUGGAACUCUAGGAAGACAUUGAGGUUGUUUCUGUACACUUUUGUUGUUAUGCUGCUGUUAAAGAACACAGCAUUGUAAGCUUACUAUCGUCAAUGACACAUUUGAUCUUAUUUAUUUAUUUUCUUUGAAUAAAAUUCUGUUUUGCGC
This is a messenger RNA of Rubroshorea leprosula, 2268 nucleotides long. The record is from the annotation of a GenBank genome assembly. Lineage: Eukaryota; Viridiplantae; Streptophyta; Magnoliopsida; Malvales; Dipterocarpaceae.